Thamnophis elegans (Western terrestrial garter snake) is the source of this 680-nucleotide messenger RNA. RefSeq names its product synaptotagmin-like protein 2. Gene Ontology annotation, cellular component: plasma membrane; exocytic vesicle. Lineage: Eukaryota; Metazoa; Chordata; Lepidosauria; Squamata; Natricidae. Bases 1 to 660 code for a protein of 219 amino acids. The transcript is spliced from 2 exons. Gene Ontology annotation, molecular function: neurexin family protein binding. Gene Ontology annotation, biological process: exocytosis. The record is from RefSeq and is a predicted model, not a curated record.
AUGGGUGCGCACACUUUCAGCACACAAAGGUUCACCAUCACGGCCAUAGAAGUCACUCUUUCACCUUCCAUAGAAAACCAGCCCAGAGUAAAUUUAUCGAACUACAGCAGAAGAGAAGCAUCUGAACAACCUUCUUCAGAAUUUAGGCAGACAGGAAAACUGCCUGUACCAAAAACUAGGAAGAAUGUCCACAAGACCUCUGAUCUCAGCUUGCAGAGUAACGAUUCCUUACCCAGAGCACCUAGAAGGACCAAGCAGGCCAACGGCCAAGGAAGGCCGCCCAAGAGCAUCCUCAAACGAAGCUCCAGUUCAAGUUCCACGGAUUCUGAAGUGUUGCGUCUCAGUCAAACCUUGGAGCCACCUAACAAAAGUGGGUUGCCAAACUCCACCAUCCUUGAAGACGUUGCAGAGAAGAGCCCUCCCCCAGGAGAAGACAAUCCUCAAAACUCACUGGAAAUGCUAAAGCAGGUCAGGUUCUCCUCCAGCGUAAAGAAGAAUGAAUGUCCACCAAAACUCGAGUUGCACGAGGGCAAAGAGCUUGGGGAGUUCAAUUUGUUAGACACCAACUCUGUUAAGGCCAACGAGAAUGAAGUCAACUAUUUAGACAGUCCACCUUCUCCAGCAAGCCAGCAAGGUCCUGUCUCCGGCUUUAGAUGGUAAUGUGAAGGAUGGGCAAGGAU